UUCCCGGUUUGGGUAUUUUUCAGCCAUGGCUCGGGAGAACGGAGAGACCGGCGGAGAUUGCUCGUGGAAGAAGCAGGUCAAUGAUAUCAAGGAGAUGUUUGAAUUCAAGGAGGUGCUCGGGACGUGCCGCCGAUGGGUGAUUGGCGUUUUCAUGGGACGCUGAGGACCAGCUCCUUGAUGAUCUGUAUUUCCAUGGGAACGCUGAUUGCCUAGCUCAUCAGCGGAUCGACGGCACCUGUCCCUUAUUUAUUACCUCUCCAUAUAUGCUCUUCUCGUGUUGAGUCCGGUGUCAAAUCUUUUGUAGUAUUGUGGUGCUGUUUCUUAUCCAGUCGGUCUUUUCCUGUUCCUGUGAUUACUGCAGUCGGUUUCUGCUUUUUGAGUUUUUCAAGUUUAUUAUUCUGUUUCUGUUUUUUCCCCCUCGGGUGCAUUCUCAGAGGUAGUCUUGGCAGAGGAGCGGGCAACAGGGAAGAUGUUUGCUGUCAAAUGUAUUCCUAAAAAGGCCCUGAAGGGGAAGGAGAGCAGCAUCGAGAACGAAAUUGCAGUUUUGCGCAAAAUCAAGCAUGAGAACAUUGUGUCUUUGGAAGACAUCUAUGAAAGCUCCAAUCACCUCUACCUUAUAAUGCAACUUGUAUCUGGAGGUGAGUUGUUUGACCGGAUUGUGGAAAAAGGUUUCUACACAGAAAAAGAUGCCAGCACACUCAUCAGACAAGUACUAGAUGCUGUAAACUACCUCCACAGUAUGGGCAUCGUACACAGAGAUCUCAAGCCAGAGAAUCUGCUUUAUUUCAACCCUCAAGAUGGCUCAAAGAUCAUGAUCAGUGAUUUUGGCCUGUCUAAGAUGGAGGGCACCGGUGAUGUCAUGUCCACAGCCUGUGGAACACCAGGAUAUGUGGCUCCAGAGGUUCUUGCUCAGAAGCCGUACAGUAAAGCUGUUGACUGCUGGUCUAUCGGAGUCAUUGCCUACAUCUUACUGUGUGGUUAUCCUCCCUUUUACGAUGAGAAUGACUCCAAACUCUUUGAGCAGAUCCUGAAAGCGGACUAUGAGUUUGAUGCGCCAUACUGGGAUGAUAUAUCUGAUUCAGCAAAAGACUUCAUCAGUUGUUUGAUGGAAAAGGACCCUGCUAAGCGAUACACGUGUGAUCAGGCCCUUCGACAUCCCUGGAUUGCAGGGGACACAGCGCUCUGCAAGAACAUCCACGAGUCCGUCAGUCGACAAAUACGCAAAAACUUUGCAAAAAGCAAAUGGAGGCAAGCCUUCAACGCUACGGCCGUGGUGCGCCACAUGAGGAGACUGCAGUUGGGUAGUAGCAUGGGGAGCAGCAUGGAUGCAUCUAGCACCAACAACCGCAUACUGAACGCAAACCAGACUUCGAAUCUACCGCCGAUCCAAACAUCAAACCAAACACCAAAUGCGACCGCAUCGCUUGGCCAAAACCACAAACCUGCUCAGAAUGCAAAUACAGUACUUAUUAACGACAUGGCAACAGGCACCAACUCUACAGCGCGCAAAGACUGUACUGCCCCUCCCCACACUUCCUGUUCUCUGGCAUUAACCUCUACAGCUUCAGGGGUGGAGCCCUGCAGGCCUCUUCCCCCUUCGGUUGCGUCGGUGACCACAGUGUUAACUGGGACCAAGUGACGCCAGGUUAUGCGGGGAGAGAGCUGGGAGGCCACUGCCCUGUAAGCCCCACCCCUCAGCCCUCUCCCCGCCCUGCCAUCAAAGAAAGGCAGAGGACUGACCCAUCGCCAUAGCAACCACCAAGAGGCUAAAAAACUGCACGCAUCUAAUGCACUCCACAAUCUGACCUGCCAUUUAACCUCCAGGCCACUAGAGGGUGCAAUGCAUGCAGUGGCAGAUGAAUUUAAGCAGAAGGCUUCCAUUUUGAGAAGUGAAUUCAUGCGGCUGGACAGAACUGUGACAUCUUUGCUAUGAAUGUGCUAUGAUCCUCGCCAGCCUUGUUACUUUUCGGAAAAACAAAUGAGUUGUAAAACUGCAGAGGUUUCAUUCCGAAAGUGUGUGCAUGAAUGUGUCCGUCCUUAUAAGAGGGUGGCACCAAUGUAAAACAAUUCUUACUAUAGCUUAACACUUCUAGCUCUUCCCUCUCUCUCUCCACCCUGAUUUCCUGGUUUACUUUAUUUAUCUACUCACGAUUCUAUUAUAAUUACUGUUAGCUACUACCAUUUCUGAUCUUUAGAGUUUUUUCACAGAUUCGUCAUGGUGACCUGCAGAAGUGUUUUUAAAAUAAUGUUAGACUGUUCUGCGACAUUUGCUUAGUUGAGACUUUAAUUGUUUGCACAUGGGCUGCGAGAAAGAACGGUUCACUUGAAUUACUGUAAAAUUGCAGUUUAUACUCACAUAUGAAUGGGAGAUUAAUGGUUUGAGCUCUUACGAUUGGGUUUAAUCAUGCAUUUUAAGAUAUCUGUUUAAACAUGCAACAUGUUUGAUUGUUAUCUUACUAUACUGGACUUUAAACACAGGGACAGGCUGGAGCAAAUGCAGUUUGACGAAGCUUCUUCCUGCUAUUGUCUGCUUUAAAUGUGACUUUGAAUUCCACAUACAGUCAAAGUCAGUAUUGGAUUACGGAAUAUAGUACAACUGUUAAUACACAAUGCAAACACACACACAAAUCUCCCAAAAAGCCACGUCAGCGUCUUUCUACGCCCAGUGUACGAGUUCUCAGGGAAUUCCGCAGUUGCACUGGGCACCACACUGAUGGUAUUAUAGUAACGCCUCCAUGGUUCAAGAUUACCUCAUCCAGCCAAGAUAAUGUGAAGACUGGAUGAGGAUGAUCGACAACUGUUUAAAUUUGCCACAGCAUUCUCAUAAGGAUUGUAAGACAAUUUGACAUGGUGGAUAAACUGAUAUGUAAUGCUGCAUUCCCAUCAUGUCAGAAUUACCGUAAUUAGUUUUCAACAUCAAAAAUCGUUCGACUUUUCGUAAUCCGAAUUACAAGUUGAAUUUUUUUUAUUUUAUAAAAGCUCCACUUGAUUAUUGUGACUUCAUGUGAAAACAACCAAAAUGUGAUGAAAUCUGACUACAAAGUAAUUAGUUACUUUAAUGGAAUUACUGUUUGACAAAAAGUAGUGUAACAAAUUACAUUUUAAAUUCAGAUUACAAUCUGAAUCUUGUAAUUAGAUUACAGUUACUGACUUUUUGACUUUUUUUGAGUAACUUAAAAAAACACUGGUCCAUUUUUCGACAUUAAAAUACUUCUAUCCCAUUAUUUUUGCAUUUCUGUUUGGUGAUGAUAGUGGUGGAGAAAAUGAUCCCCCUUUAAAGGUAGUUAGGAGGUUACCUCUUAUAAUAUGUCAUAUUAUUACAGCCAGUGUUACAUGGUGCACUUUGUUCUUCAAGAUUUUGCAAAAGAAUAAAGGAGUGAAUUAAUGUAGUGAUUACGCAAUUUGCUGUCAUCAACAGCAAAGCCACUUGUGGAUCCAAUUAGCAUUACAUGUUUUGCCAUAGAAAUUAAUUUCUGAGUCGGAGGAAGUAAACAACUCUUAUUUCUUAAAAACAACUCAUAAUUCAUAAUUACGGUCAUUCCGACAUGCAUGCAGCACAAAUAUAAGAACGUUUUACUGACUCUUAAACAUAUUUCCAGUAUAACUCAAAGUGGCUAAAUUUAAGCAUUGGUUUAAGGGCUACUGCAAGUUAAGGUUUAUUCACUUCCUUAAAGAGGGUCUCCUGUUUAAGCCAUCCCGGAUGGCUCUCAUAUCAUGUGGUCAUUUUGAAAGUGACUUAUGUCUUCUUUGCCCUUUAUGCUUUGAUAAUAUCACAGGAAGUAAACUUAUCUGCAGACACAGGGGUUUUUGAGUAUGUGACAUUUUCCAAACUGCCAUCGAACAUAUUCAUGCAUUUUUCAUCAGUUUCAUCGUGAAUAUUUGUUUCAGUGUAGGCAAAAAUGUGAUGGUUUUUCAGCAGCUCAUUAUCAUGUGAGGUUAAAGCUAAUGGAUUUGUUUUUCAAUCCGGUCAUGCAUGUACCAUUUUGUCUUCGUUUUCACACUCAAGAGGAGUUUGUAAUCUCUGAUAUACUCUGCAAAGCAUUUAAGAAAAUCACUGGGGCAAAAUAUGCUUUGUUUGAGGUUGUUUGAAGAAUACUGCACAUUUCUGUUUAUACAUGUGGAGUCACAGUGUAAGCAUGAGGCGCUUGUAAAGUGAAAAUUGUUUAAAGAAAUACAAGUUCACAUCCAUCGACAGUAUCUGUGACAUACUGAUGAUUACCAGAAAAAAUGAUUUCAACUUGUCCCUCAGUUUGUAAAGAUAAACAUAAAUCAUGUUCAUUUCCUAUGUCGGCUGAAAGAAAAGGCAUUCAGAAGAGUUUCAACCAUAGGGCCUAAGUGUGGAGCUUGUAUAUUAAGCACUUAAGGGUCCGUUCACAUUGAACACAUAUGUGUGUCUGUCUGGGCUGUUUUUUAUUGUUUGUUUCUGUGGAAACAUCCGCUAAACCGACAUCUUUGACAGUUGCGCUAGCGUCUUAUUUAGCAUCAUUUGCGGUAAUGAGAAUAUAUAGUGCCAGAGCAGGUCAUAUAGACACAACUACAGCAUUUUUGAUAAUAAAAAGUGAGAUGUCAAGUGUCCAGGCAGUUCAACAGCUUUACAAUAUACAGAAAAGGCUUGACGGACACCAAAGUUUUUAAUUCUAUUAUCCAGAUAGUGAUGUUUGGAAUGUCAAAGAAAUUAUUAUUUUAUUUUCUAUUGGAUCUUGAGUACAACAUACAUCAUUUCAAAUAUAUUUAUUAAUUAUUUAGAAUUGAUUCAAUAGUUUUAAUUUUGAAGCUGGGUGACAACGUUAACACAAUGUUAAAGUCUUGUGGCUAAACAUUGAAAAUAGCGUGUCAUCUUUAUUCCAGUGCAAUGCCUUGCCUCAAAGCCUUCCAUUGUAAGUUACAAACUGAGAAACUAGUUAAAAUUAUUUUGUGGUAAUUAACACAACACAGAUGUUAAUAAAACGUAACUUUUAUUAAACCUGGAACAUUCCAAGUCUUUUUUGCUCAGUGUUUAUGUACUCCGUUUUUGUCAGUGUCACCUUCUUCUGUAUGUAUCUAUAGAAGUAUUUUGCAGGAAACCGGUCUAGGUGGUUUAGAAUUGCAGAAAAUGUGUAAAACCAAUAGGUGGGGGAUGUUUACUGCAAAGCCAAACCACAAAUGUGUUCAAAUUAAUAAUAAAAAUGACGAACUGUAGCAUAUAUAUGAGUAUACACAUAUUUACAUUACUAAAUCAAUUAAAAUGCGUAAUAAAGUACAGUAUACAGUAAAUACUUGCACACAUGUGCCAUGGCUUACACAUUCUGAACAAUCGGUGACUACAGUGCUGGACAGGAUGUAAAACAAGGGUGAAUCUGUAUUAGCUCUCUUUUUUGUUGACUUAUAUUCAAGUUUCAUUGUUGUCUAACUGUGUCCAGAGCAAUCACUCUGUUUGUCCAAAGGCUUUGUAAAUAGAAUGUGACUGUGCCGUGUCUACCAUGUUAUUCCUGAGGAGAUGAUCUGUCCAUGUUCUCCCGAUCAUGUCUCUCAGCUUGUUCUCUAAAUGACACUGCCUGACUGUAAUACACACCUGGUGUUUAGUGAAUUCACAUUGAUAACACACCUGUAUAUAUGAUUGGCUGCUCGUCCCUCGUAACAAUGUGUGUCUCGCUCAAUGUUGUAUGUUUCAAGAAAAUCAUGUUCCUAUUGUACAAAUUUCACUCAAACAACAUCUCUGUUCAAGAUCUACAGUGAAUAUUUAAUGUGAUGCACCUCUUCGGAGAAAUCCUUUCCGAUUCUCUGUUUUGGUACCAACUCAGGCGUCACUUUUGCCUCUUAUGAUAAAAAAGCUGUGACUGACAAGUGUCUGUGCUACCCUGUGACUGUGCAGUUUUUAAAACUCGUCCCUUGAAUGUUGACUUGUUAGCGAAUAACCGCAAAGCAUCUCUAGAGACAGAAAACACCUAUAAGAAACUUGCAACUACAUUGAAUGAUUUUAUAAACAUUUGCGAGCAUGUUAAAUGUGCUUUUCGAUUCAACCAACCUAUUUUCAGAAGUCCUCACCGUGUAUCUAUAUGUAUGAAGAAAUAUGUCUAAAAUAUAAAUAUAUAUAUAUAUAUAUAUAUAUAUAUAUAUAUAUAUAUAUAUAUA
Molecule: messenger RNA, 6111 nt
Organism: Xyrauchen texanus (razorback sucker)
Lineage: Eukaryota; Metazoa; Chordata; Actinopteri; Cypriniformes; Catostomidae
Product: calcium/calmodulin-dependent protein kinase type 1D-like
Exons: 12
Coding region: 470-1639 (389 amino acids)
Biological process (GO): peptidyl-serine phosphorylation
Cellular component (GO): cytoplasm; intracellular anatomical structure
Molecular function (GO): calmodulin binding; ATP binding; calcium/calmodulin-dependent protein kinase activity
Source: RefSeq, a predicted model, not a curated record